Molecule: messenger RNA, 522 nt
Organism: Striga hermonthica
Lineage: Eukaryota; Viridiplantae; Streptophyta; Magnoliopsida; Lamiales; Orobanchaceae
Source: the annotation of a GenBank genome assembly
AUGGCUGCUUUACUUGUGAGCUUAGUGCUUGUGCUUCUCCUAGCCAUGUCUGGCCAUUCAGAUGCCACUUAUUGUGUGUGUAACUCAAAUUUGAGCCAGGAUGUGCUUCAGAAGAACAUAGAUUAUGCCUGUGGAGCUGGGGCUGAUUGUACAGACAUCCAUCAAAAUGGGCCUUGCUUUAACCCUAACACUGUGAGGGAUCACUGUAAUUUUGCUGUUAACAGUUAUUACCAGAGAAGAAACCAAGUGCAGGGCAGCUGUGAUUUUCAGGGAACUGCCACUGUUACCUCAACUCCCCCUACUACAAGUACAGGUUCUGGAUGUGUGUACCAAGCUAGCCCAAGCUCCGGCACCAGCACAGGCGGGACCUCCACCGGCGGCACAAAUUCCGGCGGAGCACUAUCGGGCAGCCUUGGGCCGUCCGGUAGCGGAUAUGACAAUAAUUUCGGUGUUACUCUAUCUUCUCAAAACAGCGUCUUUAUGAUGAUGCUGCUCGUAUUGUGGUUUUUGUGUCUCGUCUAG